This is a messenger RNA of Schistocerca piceifrons (Central American locust), 1544 nucleotides long. RefSeq lists its product as uncharacterized. The transcript is spliced from 5 exons. Gene Ontology annotation, molecular function: structural constituent of chitin-based larval cuticle. NCBI's taxonomy places the organism in Eukaryota, Metazoa, Arthropoda, Insecta, Orthoptera, Acrididae. Bases 20 to 799 code for a protein of 259 amino acids. Gene Ontology annotation, cellular component: chitin-based extracellular matrix. The record is from RefSeq and is a predicted model, not a curated record.
UGCUGCCGCCGCUGUCGAGAUGUCCGCCCGCCGCACGCUCUUGCUCCUCUUCGCUGCCGCCGUUCAGGCGGUGCCGACACCGACGGGGCUGCUCCCCGUCCCCAGCACCAAGCUGGAGCCGCCGCCAAUCCCUCAAUCGGCCGGCGACUUCAGCUGGGAAGACGUGAUCCCAAAGAUACCCGAUUCCGACGAGAUGGGCAUUCCCAAAUGGGGCGACGAGCCCAGCGAAGAGCUGCAGCCGCCCCCGGUCGGUGUCUCCGUCGGUUUCCAGCUGAACGACAAAGACUCUGCAAAGCCCAUCGACAUUGAUGUGAAGUACAAAGAACAGAAGCUGUCUGCACCAGACAGCAAGCAGGCCCAUCUGAAAGCCACUGUCCAACAGUUCCCCAAGAAGUACAGGCCCGACCUGCACAAAGCUGAGGGUGGUGCCAAGAAGAACCUGAGCCCAAAACCAGCAGCGCCAGAGCAGGAGCCUGCAGAAUCUAGCUUUUCUGCUGUUGUUGCGGAUGCAGGCACACAAAACUUGGGUGAUGAACACUUGGGUAAUACUGUUCAUCUCAGCAGUGGAGGAGAUCGAGUUGAAUUUCAGAUGCAUGGUCAAAAUGGACCAAACUCCUACAAAUUUGGAUUUGACACAGGCAAUGUGCACAACAGACUGAUCCGAUAUGAGGAGCGUGAUGCACAUGGCAAUGUGAAAGGGCAUUAUGGAUUCUAUGACAAAAGUGGUAAACUGCAUAUAGUCAAUUACUCUGCUGAUCCCCAUACAGGGUACCAUGCACAGCCUGGAGUUGUUGGAUAAUAUGAUCUCAUUAACAACAAAUACCACAGGAAAACAGUGUGCCAGCAAAUUUGGAGUUGUGGUCUGUUACUAUACUCAAGCUGACGGUGCUCGUAAUACCCAGCAUAAUUGUGAAAUAUUUAUUUCUCAAGUGUUUUGCAAAAUCUUGCUGAUAUUCUCCCCAACAAAACUUAUAAUCAGUGGUCCAUUUAGUAUUUUACUGCAAAAGUUUUAAGGCCAGUUGUAAUACAGGUUGUCUGAUUCAGGACAUCCAAGGUUUUUUUUCUGUUAUCCAAGUGACAUUCCUCCAACAAUGAAUGGAUUUUGCUAAACUGUUACAGUCUCCUUCUGAGUGAACAUCCUAUAUAGAUGUUCAUAUUGGCAUUAUCAUGACUAUUUCUCAACAUAUGUGCACACUGAACAUCCCACUAGCAGUCAUGAAAACAAUUAUCAUACUCAUAAUCUAAUUGGAAAUUUAAGAAUGAAAUAGUCCAGUGAACAAAUGCACUAUAUCAGUGACAUUACAAAUUGCACACAUCUAAGUUUGAAAUCAUCAGUUUUGUCUUCCAGCUGCAAGAUUACAGUGUAGAUUUGAAGAGUGAUGUGAAGUUCUUUUUUUAUAUUUUUGUAUUUUCUUAUAUAUUUUUUAUAACUAAGUCUAGUCUCUAACUUGUUAUCUUGUUGAGUUUUGUAAACUUCUGUGUAGCAUGUUAAAGCAUUGUGCAAACAUGUCUGAUUAAAUUAUGAAGUUUUUAUUUGUUGCAGA